Messenger RNA from Phyllotreta striolata, 1008 nucleotides. Lineage: Eukaryota; Metazoa; Arthropoda; Insecta; Coleoptera; Chrysomelidae. The record is from the annotation of a GenBank genome assembly.
AUGUUUUCUAGAUUCGUAAGACCUACAGUGAUUUCGGCGAGAAAUUUCAGCACUUCCAAACAGCAAAACUACAAAGUAGCCGUUUGCGGAGCCUCAGGGGGCAUCGGCCAGCCCUUAUCCCUUCUACUCAAAAUCAACCCGUUAGUGAGCGAAUUAUCCCUCUACGAUCUAGUCCACACCCCCGGCGUAGCAGCCGAUUUGUCCCACAUCGAAACACCAGCCAAGGUCAAAGGUUUCAACGGUCCGGAGAACCUCAAAGAAGCCCUACGCAACGCCAAUGUAAUCAUCAUACCCGCCGGCGUGCCCAGGAAACCUGGCAUGACCCGCGACGAUCUGUUCAACACCAACGCCGGCAUCGUCAAAGCCUUGGCCGAAUGCGCCGCGGAAGUGGCCCCGCAGGCUCUCAUAGGCAUCAUCACCAAUCCCGUCAAUUCGGCGGUACCGAUAGCGGCCGAGGUGUUGAAAAAAUCCGGUAAAUUCGAUCCGAAACGGCUGUUCGGCAUCUCCACGUUGGACAUCGUCCGAGCGAACACCUUCAUAGCCGAGGCCAAGGGCCUGAACCCCAAGGACGUGAACGUACCGGUCAUCGGGGGCCAUUCGGGCGUUACCAUCAUACCGCUUCUGUCGAGGGCCACGCCUUCGGUGUCGUUCCCCAAAGAUCAGCUCGAGGCUCUCACGAGCAGGAUACAGGAGGCCGGUACUGAAGUGGUUAAAGCGAAAGCAGGCGCUGGUUCGGCGACGCUUUCCAUGGCCUACGCGGGCGCCAGGUUCGCCAAUUCCUUGCUGAGGGGGCUCAAAGGGGAAUCGAACGUGAUCGAAGCGGCCUACGUGCAAUCGGACGUGACCGAAGCCCAAUACUUUUCCACGCCGUUGGUUUUGGGGAAGAACGGUAUCGAAAAGAACCUGGGCUUGGGCAAGCUGAACGAUUUCGAGCAGGAGCUGCUGAAGAAGGCGAUGCCGGAGCUGAAGAAGAACAUCGAGGCUGGAGUGAAGUUCGCCAACGCUUGA